This is a messenger RNA of Dreissena polymorpha, 7046 nucleotides long. RefSeq lists its product as uncharacterized. The coding region runs from base 317 to 1492 and encodes 391 amino acids. NCBI's taxonomy places the organism in Eukaryota, Metazoa, Mollusca, Bivalvia, Myida, Dreissenidae. The record is from RefSeq and is a predicted model, not a curated record. The transcript has 3 exons.
UUGGUGGCAAAUCAACGUUAAAUGAAACAAACCUCUUGAUGUAGCAUUGGCAUGCAUUCAAUAAUUCUAUGCUAUAUUCUUCACACAGUUUCGCUGCUAUGGACAUUUCUUACAUUUUGGGUUAUUGAAAUCUUUGUCUAUCUGUUUAGAUGUUACUACAAUUUGUCAUCAAAUAGUAGAUUGAGAUAUAUCACAACAAAUUGAUACUUUUAAGUUCAUAUAAAUAUAUUAUGAAUGUUUUAUUGCAUUAGCCUUUUUACUUUUUCGUUCCGACAUAAAGCACGUGACUUUUUUUGCAAAUACAGCAGAUGUCCUGAUGAUGAAACAUGUUGAAAAACAUAAAAGAAAGGCAUGCAACUCUAUGGGAAAUGUGUUAGCUGACAACUGUCUUAAAAUCUUCAUCACGGAAUCACUCUUAACUUACCUGGAACUGGAAGUUACAAGUGAAGACGUGGACGCACUUGCCUCAGGUCCUCCAGGCAGCAACGCCUAUGAUGUCGUGUUUCGGGAAAAAGUUAAGUGCGACAGUUUUCUGAAAUAUCUCAAUAAAGGCGCACGUAGGUUCAAGGACCUUGACUAUGAAUUUUCAAUGUUUGGUCGCCAGAUUGUCACCCUUAAGGUGCAUUGGCUGCCGAUAUGUACCAGAGCCAUGGUCAUACACGACAUCUUUGCAAAAUAUGGCAAAGUCAUUUCCAUUAGAAAUGACAUCCUUAAAGUAGGUGACUUUGAAACGGCGUCAGGAGUACGGUUGGUUACUUUGGAGGUAUCGCAGACUGAAAAGGCUGCGAUACCCCAUGUUGUAUCGUUUAAGUGUGGUGCAAAGGCCCUGGUGACGAUGCAGGGACGUCCCCCCCUCUGCCUGAGGUGCAUGGAGCUCGGGCACGUUAGAGGGGCAUGUCCCGGUAUCGUCACUGACGGGACUGCCCGUUUUUCAGGAACAUGGGCUGACAGGGUCAGGCAGGGGGGGCCGAAGGCUUCCAAGGCAACAGAUGAGGUGACCCCUUCAAAAGGACCAGGUAUUGACGUUGCGCCAGAUGGCUCACUCGAGCCCAUUACUGAGGCCCACUGGCAGCAGGUGAAAAAGUCUAGGAAGGCCACUCCCAAGGACGCGCCUGCCACGAAGGAGCCGUCCAAGAAGGUCAAGACCGUCCAACUGGACCAAGUGGAGAGUCAAGAUGUCGAGGGGUCUGCGGCACCCGCGGACACCCCGACAGAGGUGGUUAGGACACCAGGAGGGGCCAAAGGUGAGGCACUUUUGGAUUCAGUUCAUGUCACGGAUGACGGUGCCCAUCAUGAGAUGGACACCGAUAUCCAUGGCACAAAAAGGACCCGCUCAGAGGACAAUGAAUUUACGCCCAUGCCCAAGAAUAAGCCUGGUAAAGGCCCUGUUUCCUCACCCGAGGACCCAUUUGAUAACCUCUUUACACAGGACUCGGUAAAGGAUGGGCUUCUGGCCAGCCAGUCGCCCCAUCACAAUGCUAUGCCAUAUUGAACACAAAAUUAUAACUAGACUGUAAAAUGGACUUUGAUUAUAGCACAAUCCCAAACUCACCCAUUAUAUGGGGUCUUGUUCAUUUCAUAAGUAACUUUUGCACACUGUUUACUGUGUAUGUUGUGUUGAACUUUCUCAAUAGUAGCAUAUGUGUAUAUGUAGACUGUGCAACUUUGUUGUACAGUCUGCGUGUACACAUAUGCACAGUUUUGUGUUCUCGCGUAUUAAAUUGCACUAUGCCCGUAAUACUUGUUAUAUAUAAAUUAUAUUGCACUAUUCCCGUAAAAAGUGAUAAAUAUCUAGAAAUCAACAUAUAUAAAUACAUGUACUGCUCAUUUGUGUACUUAUUGUUAUUUUCAUAUAAACGUUAUCAAACGUUUCAAAUUAUCCCCCCUUUUGUACUUCCUUUAUACAUUGGUAUAUAUGUGUUUUUAGUUAAACCGCAUUGUGUUGUUAUCUCUGAAAAUCUAUUACUAUUACACGUUUUUCAUUACUCGUGUAAAUCGUCUAUUGUAAGAUUUACUAUGCAUCGGUUGUUUUCACGGGCUAGCCUUAAAUCUCAAUCGAUAUACUCUACUACACUAUGUUUUUAUCGAGGUAGUUCGUUUAAGAUUAUAACAUAUGUUAUAAUGCUAAUCUACUCCUGUUUGUACACAUUUGCUUAUAUGUGUAAAAAUAUAUCUUCCUAUUUAUAUAUGUUCUACUCAUUCCCAUUUAUUUUAAAUCAAUUUCAUUUCUAUUCUCCCCAUUUAAAUCACAAAUAUGCGUCGUCUGCUGUAUUUGUUAUUUGCCAAUAUGAGUAUAACCCGCCUCACGUUAGAUUUACUAUCUACCGUUUAUUUUCUAGUAGUUUAAACAUUCGCUUUAAAUUUACACUGAUAUCGUCUGCUGUUUAUUUAAUCAAUAUAAAUUGCCAGUUAGCUUUUGGUGCAUGGACGCAGCCAUCUUUUUUGUACAAGCGUCUAUAUGUUCUGUCCUCGAGUAACUCGCCCUGUGUUGUCUUUUUUGUCGACUGCUUUAUUUCAAGUAGCUUUCUAUUCUUGUUGUCUGCUUGGGUUUAUUUUUACAUUUUCAAUACUAAACACCCUUGAUGAUUGCACAGCCAUUUAUUAUUGUACAUGACAUUUUCAGCUUGUGUAUUGUGUGCAGUUCACUUGUUCUAAAAAUAUCUAACGUCUUAAACGUUGGUUUGUCGUUCUGUAAAGUUAUUUAUAGUAAUUUACCUGACAACCUCAGUUAUAAACAUUCUAUACAUAAAUGGUGACGUCACUACGUUAUUGUCACCUCUAUACUUAGACGCAUCACGCACCUCCAUUUGGAGGCAUUUAUGACUACGACACAAAGAAGUCCGCGGAUGAAUGAAGAAUUUGCUUUAUAAGUAAUCUUUCAUGUUAUGAUUUAAAAGUUAAGUAUAGUUUUGUUCAGUCUUACGGUCUUAUGUUAGUAUCAAUUAAAAUUUUCGUAAGUUUUCAACAAUUUCGCUCUUUAUUCAUUUUUUUAAACUGUACUUUCACUUUCGGUUGUAUAACAACAUGUAUCCUUUAUUGGCGAAAGUUUGCAAUGAAAUAGCGUUUUCAAAACCGCUUAAAAAGUUUCAGAAGGUGCAUCUGAUGCAUGUUAUGAAUAGACACAAUGUCAUAACUAUAUUGCCGACUAGUAUGGGAACAAUUUGGUAUUUCAAGUGGCUCCAUUUGCAUUGCAAGAGAAGUUCAAAUUGACUUGUUCAGUUUGUUAAAUUUUGACACCCUAAUUAUAUAUUUUUUUAUAAGUGCUUGAUAGAUUUUUUUCUUUAAAUAAUUAAGAUCAAUGAAAAUUUUAGUAAAAGCACAGCAUUGAUGUUCUAUGAUGGUCAUUUUUUAGUGGAAUAGUAUGUUACAAUAAAACAAUUAUAACUAGUGUAUUAAUGAAUUUAGAUUAGGUGUCAUCUUUAAAUGGGGUAGUAAUUCAUUAUAUGAGAUUAGCACAUUAUAUAGUUGAAAAAUAAAUAACACUUUAAUGACUUACCAUAGUAAAAUUAAGUAGCAUAGAAUGUGUUGCAGGUCAUAAAAUGUGAAACUGAAAUUGAAGAAGGUUUACAAAUAUUUUACACUGACAACACUGUUGGUUUUCAAAAAAAAAAUCCUUCCUAUCUACCUGCCCUAGUUUUUUGGGGCAAAUUUAAAUAUUAUUAAUAUCAUUGAGUUAAAUUAUUAAAAUAUCAAUAUGUUUUGAUUACAUUAGCUUAUUUUAUUAUUAAUAAUAAAUACUUUGCAAGGAAAGUCCAAUUCUGUUUUAAUUAGUCUUAAUUAGGUACUAGUAAAAUUGAAAAUAUCAGUGACAUCCAAAACUUGGCUUAUAUGCAUAUGAAUGCAUAUUUUCUUUGACAGUUACAUAGUACCCUAUUUAAUUGGAUUAAAAACAACAAAUAACUAUAGUUCUACAACCCAGCCCAAGUUGACUCAAACUGAAUUAAUUCAUCAAUUGAUCCUAUUUAAUUAUAUUAAAAACAACAUGUGUAAGAUUUUGAGAAUAUCUCAUGUAUUCCUCUAGUAUUCCUCUAGUACACCAACAUGCACGUCUUACUAAUGAUUAACAUGCACUCCUUAAACAGUUUAACAAAAAUAAUGAAUGAUUAAUCAAAAGAAAACAACAAACAAGCUGCUUCAUAUAAAAAGUUAAUUACAUAAGAUUACAUAAGCAAAAAAAUCAUUUUGAUAAUAAAUCAAGAUUUUACUUCAACCAAACCAUUAUAAAUUUAUUGUGAGGAGGGGGGUAAUGUAAGCACUAAAACUAAAAUGGGGGAAAUGUCUGGUGAGGGAACAUCUUAGGGGGGGCGUCCGGAAUUCCUGCUAAGGGCGACAGUGUUGUUAAUGUGUCUUUAGAGGAAAUAACUGAAGGAAAGUACUCAUUGGUGUAUGCCCAUCCAGAAGCAUUUCUGAGCAUAUCAAUAGGAACAGCAAUAUUGAGUGCAUUUGAAAGAGAUAUAACUGUUUCAUGUAUUGCUUUUGAUGAAGCCCACAAAUCAUGGUCCUUUAAUGGUAGCUUUCCUAUUAGCGAAUUUUAUACUUAUUUUUUACUCUACAAUCUAGCUCUUUUGUCAUAAAAUGAGAAGUUUUAUUAUCCAACAGGUUUUGUGUUUGAACCUCACAAAUUUUAUAAUACCAAAGUCCCAUCAUAUAAUCAUCAUCACAAUCAGCAGCAGCAUUAUCAUAUUCAUCAUCAUCAUUGUUAGCAGCAGCAUCAUUGUGUUGUAUUAUCAGAAUUCAAUACAAAUACAAACACAACCAUUACAACUCUUACUACUACUACUACUAAUUAAUUAAUUAUCUACUACUACAACAAGAACAACAACUACGACUACUACUACUGAUCUUACUUCUACUACUACUUGUCUACUACUACUACUACUACUACUACUACUACUACUACUUCUACUACUACUACUACUACUUCUACUACUACUACUACUACUACUACUACUACUACCACCACCACCACCACCACCACCACCACCACUACUACUACUACUACAACUACUACUACUUGGUACACCAGAACUUGUUGUCCAUGGAGAUGAUAAGGAGAACUCCCAGAGUAUUGAUCGAACCCACGCCCAGCGGACAUCAUUCUCUACAGCAUAGCGACCAUGAAUUAAUAUUUGACACCAUGUACAACAUAAUUCACCUUAUUACAAAAAACAUGGAAUUCACAAAGUGACUGAAAAUGCUUUAAAAUAAAUGCAAAUUUGAAAUUUGAAACAAAACAACCUAAGCAAUACAUAAUAAGAAACACUACAUUAUUGAAACACUGAUACCAUGAACAUUUUAGGGUGUAACACCUUAUGUACAUGUACCAGACCUUUAAUGUACUACCGGUACUUUGAAACUUUAUGUACCACCUACAUAAAAUAUAGGUGUUAUUGUCCAUUCAUUCAUAGCAGUCCUGAUGAAUUAUGGUCAUUCUCUAAACAUGAUUAAAGUCUAAAGAAGGAAAUAAUUUUGAUUUUUUUUACAGUUUGAACAUUGAGGUCAUUCUCUCUUCUCUUCAAAGUAUCAUAUUUCAAUUAUACAAUAUAAUACAAACAUUUUAGACUUUAUAAUCCUUAGUCAGGAUAAGAUAAGAGACAAAUGAAUUUUUAUAAUUUACUUCAAUUUCAGGUAAGACUAAUAAAUCAUUUAUUAAGUACUACAUGUACUUGGGCUAAUAAAUUAAACUAAGACACUCAGUGACACUUAGACAAUCUGACAAAAUAUAAAAUCUAUCGCCAAUAUAUAAGUCUAAAUUCAUAAAUACUAUCACACAAAAUACAUUUCAUCAAUAACACACAUUCAUAUUAAAUUAGUUAUCUCUUUAUAUUAUAAAUAUGGUACAUAAAGUGUCAGAUAGUGGUACAUAAAGUUUCGGUAUAUAAACAGACUGGUACGUAAUGUGUGACAUUCAACAUUUUAAAAAUCAGUUAACAAUAUAUGGACUUCAUUGUUUUGCAUAUACGCAAUCAAAGCAUAUUUAUUAAAAAUUAAAACACACUGUUCAUGGCUGUAUCUUUUUAUUUAUACAUGCAUAAACUAUUCUGGUUAUUAAUACAUUUUUAAAAUUAUAUAUAAACAAGAGCACCACAUUAUGGGUGCCAAGCUAGGCUGCGGUGCAGUUUUGAAUAAAUGAAAUUUAAAAGAAUUUUUUAGAGGUUAGUGACCUUGACCUUUGACCGAGUGACCCCAAAAUGGGUGUGGUGUGUAGAAAUCAUCACGGUGCAUAUACAUGUGAGGUUUCAAUGUUAUAGGUGGAAGCACUUUGAUUUUAGAGCCGAUGUAAAGGUUUUAGCACCACGCGGACAUCUGACGACGAGCUAUGACAAUACCUAGGGUUUUCCCCGAAAACAGCCGAGCUAAAAUUGAGCACCAUUAGUCCAAAUUGUUGACGCUCUUAAAUAUUAAGCUACUUUUUAUAUGGGUAAUAUUUGGAGCAAAGAAUUUAGCCCAUAUAAAAAGUAUCUCUAAAUUCUUAUAAAUAAGACUAGAGCGCCAUAUAAAUUAAAUGGAAAACAUACGACUUUAUGUCAAGAAAAAUAAAGCUGUAAAAAUCUCACCUGCUCGUCUUUGAUGUUGCAAUUAGCACAUUCAGCAUUUUCAGUAUCUACUAAAUAAAUAUAUGAAAGUGCCAAAUGUCCAAGAUACCAUGACUUCCUCCUCAAAAUGUUAGAUCCUUUGAACUCCAUUUAUUUUAUCCCUGAUUAUUCCUUUCACACAUGAGGCCUACAUGUAAGAUUCCUUGUAAUGUUCACAGCGUUUAUUUUAAAUCGUUUACGUCCUCAAAUUUCAGCAGGUAUUAAAUUAUAAAUAUUUAUUAAUGAUUUUGAUUUAUUUACUAUUUCGAAGAUACAGUCUUGCAACGUGUUUAGUUAGUCUAAGUUACGUGUUAGGUGAUUCUUACAAACAAUAGACUGACAUGAAAAGUGGCUCCUUUUGAAGCACAAACUGCAUCCAUGUAUAUAUUUCAGCUGGCCCGGUUUGAUGGGGCCUGUUUUUGAUAAUAAUUAAUUACCAUUUUUCACUUCCGUGUUUAUUAUGUUUACCAA